This is a messenger RNA of Linderina pennispora, 2077 nucleotides long. Its product is annotated as BING4CT-domain-containing protein. Bases 1 to 1602 code for a protein of 533 amino acids. Lineage: Eukaryota; Fungi; Kickxellomycota; Kickxellomycetes; Kickxellales; Kickxellaceae. Gene Ontology annotation, cellular component: 90S preribosome; nucleolus; small-subunit processome. The record is from RefSeq and is a predicted model, not a curated record. Gene Ontology annotation, biological process: maturation of SSU-rRNA from tricistronic rRNA transcript (SSU-rRNA, 5.8S rRNA, LSU-rRNA). Gene Ontology annotation, molecular function: protein binding. The transcript is spliced from 2 exons.
AUGUCAACAGCAGAGAGCAGCAACAAGGGAGGCGCAUUUGCCAAAGGCAACGUUGAGGAAACUGCGGCUAGCUACAGCGACAGGAAGGAGAAGGUGCAGGUCAAGAGCAAGAAGGCGAUUCACAAGGUGCAGCACGAGCAGAGGCGGCGCGAGCAGGCGAUCCUGGAUGCGGCGCGCGCCGAGGUUCUGAUGACGGAGGAGGCCGGCUAUCUCGAGGCCGAGGGUAUGGAGCGCACGUACCGGAUCAAGCAGCGCGACCUGAAGGAGCAUCUGGAUAUCAGCAGUGCUGACAAGAUUUUUGAUCUGGAUCUGCAGGAGUUCGGGCCGUACUCGAUGGACUAUACGCGGAACGGCAAGUUCUUGCUGCUGGGCGGGCGUAAGGGACACCUGGCUACUAUGGACUGGCGCAACGGCAACCUGACAUGCGAGUUCCAUGUCCGUGAGACGAUUCGGGAUGUCGCAUGGCUGCACAACGAGAGCCUGUUUGCUGUGGCACAGAAGAAGUACGCCUAUAUCUACGAUCACACUGGUGCUGAAGUGCAUUGUCUACAGAAGCACGUUGAGCCGACGGCGCUCGGCUUCCUGCCGUACCACUUCUUGCUGGCGUCGACGGGAAACACUGGCAAGGUGGUGUACCAGGAUGUCACUGAGGGCUCCGUUGCCGGUGAGCACCGGACAGGCUAUGGCGAGUGCCAUGUGCUGAAGGUGAAUCCGUACAACGCAGUGGUGAAUCUGGGCCACAGUAAUGGCAUUGUGUCGAUGUGGGCGCCCAAGCAAGCACAGCCCUUGGCCAAGAUUCUGUGCCACCAGGGCCCCGUGCAGGCGAUGGCAAUCGACCGGACAGGCACGUACAUGGCAACCAGCGGCCAGGACGGGCGGCUGAAGAUAUGGGAUAUCCGCAACUUCAAACAGCUGCACGAGUACAAGACCACACGUCCUGCCCACUCUCUGGACAUUAGUCAGCAGGGCCUGCUGGCUGCUGGAUACGGCGCUAACGUGACGAUCUGGAAGGAUGCGCUGGCCGACAAGGUCAAGAAGCCGUACAUGCAGAGGACAGUGGGUGGAACGUCGAUCAGCGACGUGAUGUUUGUUCCCUACGACGAUGUGCUCGGCUACGGCACUGACAAGGGUAUCUCGUCGAUUGUGAUCCCCGGGUCAGGAGAGCCCAACUUUGACGCCUAUGUUGCCAACCCAUUCCAGACCAAGAAGCAGCGGCAGGAGGCAGAGGUCAAGUCUCUGCUGGACAAGCUGGCGCCCGAUACCAUCCAGCUGGAUCCGAACUUCAUCGGCCGCUUGGAUCCGCGCACAGCCGUGCAGCGCCAGCGCGAAGCUGUGGCACGGCAGCAGCAAGAGUAUACCGAGAACAAGGCCUCAGGACAGUACCUUGACAACACUGUCCGGAACCGCACGCGUGGCCGUAACUCGACCGCCAAGCGCUACAAGCGCAAGCGCCAGAGCAACAUCAUGGAUCUCAAGAAGCUGCAGGAAAUGGAGCUGCUUGAGAAGCGUAUGCGCGACAAUGAAAACAAGAAGCGCAAGGUCCCUGAGGCAGAGAAGGGUGCGCUGAGCAAGUUUUAUGAACAGAAGCGUAAGAGCAACUAAAAGUCUUUUAAAUGCAUUUCAGUUUUUGCCUUCGGCCGUCUCGUCAAUGAACUGCUGGAUCGCUGCUGGCGGCCGCAUGCCGAUGAAGGCAGCAGUGGGCUCGCCAUCGCGGAAUGCCACAACCGUCGGCAGUGACGUGACCUUGUAGUCGUGCGCCAGAUCCAGAUUCUCAUCGACAUUGAUCUUAGCCAGGUUCACGCGCCCGUCGGUUUCCACGGCCUUGGUCAGGACUGGACUCAGCAUCUUGCAUGGCUGGCACCAGUUGGCGUAGAAAUCUACCAGGGUUGGUGUGUCGGACUCCAGCACAUCUUUUUCAAACGUUUCUUGUGUUGUCUCAAAUACCCGGCCACCCUUGGCGGCAAAAAUGGACCGGGUGGUAGAGAGGCUGCGGGUAAAGGCUGUGUACCGAGCGGUCUGGGCAAAAACUCUGAGCAUUCUGCAAAUGAGUGAUGGAAUGUGGUGUAGAGGAGCAGCG